Molecule: messenger RNA, 1328 nt
Organism: Populus nigra (black poplar)
Lineage: Eukaryota; Viridiplantae; Streptophyta; Magnoliopsida; Malpighiales; Salicaceae
Exons: 5
Coding region: 332-874 (180 amino acids)
Source: RefSeq, a predicted model, not a curated record
UGCAUCAUUUGAGUUUUUGACCUGACCAUUCAUUCCCCUGUCCCUGCCUUUCCAAUUCUAAUUUUCUUUCUUCUACUCAGCAGACGGCACAACUUUUAAGGCAAUCGGCGUUUCUCUUCCAGUUUCUGAAAUCCAUACCCAGCCAUCAACUCAAUACUCUCACCUUGGAUCACAUAUCUCACAAAAGCCUCUGUUUCUUUAGCUGUUUCUGUGGUUUUGCUUCAUAACACAGCAAUAAGAUUACUUCCACUUGUCAUUAUAUAAACUACUGUAUCAUAGUUUCAUCAUCAACAGAACACGAUAGCAAGUGAUUUGACUGCAAAAAACACAAAUGUACCCAAAGGUGAAGGUGAGAACAGAUGGGCAAGAUGAUCAACCUGCACACAGCUGGAGUUCUUUGCUUUCCUUGAAGGAUAUCCAGUUUCUUUGUUUGCAGGAUUCUUGUUUUCCAGUGAAGGGGCACCAAGAUGAUUCUCCACCACCCAUAGCAAGAAUUCCGAAGUCUUAUGUACCGAGUGUGAUCAUGCCAAAAGUCUCUGUUUCUGAAGGAGCAGAGAAGAAAAACAUUUUUAAUGAGGAGGAUAAACCAAAUAUCAGAGCCAGUUCAAUCCCACGCCCGCGUGCUGUCUUAUCUAGUCCUGACAAUGAUGCAGUGAUCGGGAAUAACAACAAGACUAGAGUGGCAAGGCCCUCAGCUUUGAAGAAUAAUAAGCUGAUUCAAAAUAGGCAUGAACUAUGUAAAGUUUUCCCCAGUAGAAUCACUGAUGGUAGCCCAACAAAUACAAGAAAGUCCAAGAGCACUCCUGACAAUAAGAGUGAAGUUAAAGUAAAGAAAGGGUUGCCAACGGAUACACCACGUUCUAUGAGAAUCUAAUUGCUUAAUUUACACACUGGAUCUAUAGCUGGGUUGAUAAUAGCAAGGACAUUUUUGUUUCCUAAUGGGAGCACGGCAACCUCUGUUGCAAUUUUGUUAUACUGUAACAGAAAUCACAUGAAGGGCAAUCUUCAUGUAAUAGGAUCUUUACAUUAUCAGUUUGUUGUCCAGAAGAAGAAAUCCAUAUAUUAUGAGCUUGUAGUCCAGGGGAAUCCAGAGAAAAUAAGAUCAGCCUGCGACAAUCAUUGAUGGACAUGUUCAACAGUACAUGGGGCGGUUGCAGGCAUGAAUCUCCAGCCGAAGUCCAUGGUGAUUUGUGGCGCCAACAAAUUCAGACUUGCAAGUUAAGAAUCAUCUACCAAAACAGAACGUGGAUGACCGAAAAGGAUUUAUUUUUUUAAAUGUUUUUUUAUUUGAAAAUAUAUUAAAUAAUAUUUUAUUUUAUAUUUUUAAA